Messenger RNA from Camelina sativa (false flax), 327 nucleotides. Lineage: Eukaryota; Viridiplantae; Streptophyta; Magnoliopsida; Brassicales; Brassicaceae. The record is from RefSeq and is a predicted model, not a curated record.
AUGGUGAAUUUAACCACCAUGAUGAUGAUGAUCAUGAUGAUAAUAGUGAUGAGUGUUUUGAUUGGAGCAUCGGACAACAACGCGGUGUACAGUCCAUGUUCAGACACUCAAAUAAGCAAAGGAGAUGGUUUCACCAUUUGUCUUGCCAUCUCUAGCAGAGAAGCUUUCUUCCUUGACCAAGUCCAGCUUUCCCCUUGCGAUUCUCGUCUCGGUUUAGCUGCGAAAAUGUCACAGCUCGCGCUUUUUAGACCUAAGGUGGAUGAGAUCUCUCUUCUCUCCAUCGACACAAGUAAGUUUAACCCGGUAAGUCUUUCUCUGUAUAUGUAA